Messenger RNA from Pyricularia pennisetigena, 298 nucleotides. RefSeq lists its product as uncharacterized. Bases 1 to 273 code for a protein of 90 amino acids. Lineage: Eukaryota; Fungi; Ascomycota; Sordariomycetes; Magnaporthales; Pyriculariaceae. The transcript has 2 exons. The record is from RefSeq and is a predicted model, not a curated record.
AUGCGCUACUCACUCGGAACGCUUCUCCUCGCCCUUAGCCAGGGCAUCUAUGCCGACUGCGGCUGGCGUCUUAACGGCAACGACUGCAUCUGCAUGAACAGCGCCAACGGAAACGCAUGGGCCCAGUGGACAGGCUAUUGUUGUCAGGCCAUGGGCAGAAGGACGGGCGGCUAUGUGAGUGAAGCUAUUCCAGCCACAUGUGGGCCCCGUGUGCACCGUGACCAAGGACUUGAGGCAAACCUUCAAGGACUGUUGCAAGUAUCAAAACAUUGAGUCACUGAUUGGGCAUUGUAGAUAG